AUGGGUCUUCUCAGUCCAAGAGCAGGCAGCUUUGGCUGUGCUAUACCUGACCAUCUUGAACAAAGCGGCGGUGGCCCCUUCGUGGGAAAGCUCACAUUCUACCAAUUCAACAUGAUCGUAUCUGGUUGCUGCACUGCGAUCGUAUUAGUCUUAAUCUUGGGCUUGAUGGGACGACAUGCGAUGCGCAUGAGCAAUCCGAACGAACAAGUCAAAAUAAUGCGCAUUUGCAACCUCAUCCCCUCCUACCAAGUCCUGUCCUUCAUCUCAAUCUGCUUUCCAAAUUCCUACAUCUACCUCCAAGGUUUCACCGAGGUGCUCCAGGGUGUCGCUCUAUAUGCCUUCCUCAUGCUACUCUGCGACUUCAUGGCUCCCGAUGAUAAGAGUAAAGUGGAGUUCUUUUCUUCACUGGAGACGAAAAGACAGUGGCAGCCGAAGAAGAAAAGGAAUGGUCUUGCGUUCUUGAGUUUGACUUGGUACUCCGUGCUGCAAUACCCAGUCAUCACCUGGAUUGCCGCUGUCUCUCAAGUGGUGACCCAGUCACUACACGUUUACUGCCUCGAUAGUACAGCGCCUCAUUUCGCUCGUGUUUGGCUGCAAGUGAUCACCUCACUAUCGACAUCCAUAGCCAUCAACGCCAUCCUCCAAUUCUAUAUGAACAUGAAGGGAUACAUGACUGAGCACAGGCCACUCCUCAAGCUGAUGGCAUUCAAGCUGACUGUCGGACUAGUUCUCCUGGAGAAGAUCCUUUUUCUCAUCCUUACAGGAACAAAAGUCCUCAAGCCCACCGCCUCGAUGACCUACAUCGACGUGAUGAUGGGCCUCCCGACAAUGGUAAUCUGCGCACAGAUGGUGCCGCUCUCUUUCCUUGUCCUCUAUGCCUACCGCACAAAACCCUACGAAAUCUCGACCUCGGUGCGCGCCCUCCAACCUCAAGAAUAUCAGGCCAUCGAGUCUGAUGGCCACGCGGAGACCUUGUUGAGUGGCCCCCGGAAACGCUACCACGGUGGGCCCUGGGGAUUGUAUGCCUGGACUGUCUAUUUGAAUCCGCUGGAGCUGCUACGGGAUGUCAGGUCGGCUCAUGUUAUGAUUCACAGUGCGCGGUCCAUGCAGAAGGUUCGUGCGAAGGAACAGGCGCAGGAGGGGGAGAUGGCGGGAUAUGAGACGAGGUAUGAUAGUGGCGAGGGGGCAAUGAGGACUUUGGCUUGA
Messenger RNA from Aspergillus nomiae NRRL 13137, 1206 nucleotides. RefSeq names its product OSTA/TMEM184 family protein. NCBI's taxonomy places the organism in Eukaryota, Fungi, Ascomycota, Eurotiomycetes, Eurotiales, Aspergillaceae. Gene Ontology annotation, biological process: transport. The coding region runs from base 1 to 1206 and encodes 401 amino acids. The transcript has 6 exons. Gene Ontology annotation, molecular function: transporter activity. The record is from RefSeq and is a predicted model, not a curated record.